This is a messenger RNA of Lepisosteus oculatus (spotted gar), 3537 nucleotides long. It is a transcript of the gene cxcr1, whose product is annotated as C-X-C chemokine receptor type 1. Gene Ontology annotation, molecular function: C-C chemokine receptor activity; C-C chemokine binding; C-X-C chemokine receptor activity. Gene Ontology annotation, cellular component: external side of plasma membrane; membrane. Gene Ontology annotation, biological process: positive regulation of cytosolic calcium ion concentration; calcium-mediated signaling; immune response. Lineage: Eukaryota; Metazoa; Chordata; Actinopteri; Semionotiformes; Lepisosteidae. The record is from RefSeq and is a predicted model, not a curated record.
AGAAGAUGUAAUGAGGUCUUAAAAGUGAGAAGUGGAGGACACUUGCAGCUUUGAAUUGGAAUUGGCUUUAGGCACUUCACACAAAACCUGAAUAUGGAUGGUCAAGAUACUGCUUUAAGAUUAAACUUUGAAGACCUUUAUAUUUUAUUUAACUUUUCAGAUUAUGAAAACCUGUCAGGAAAUAGUACUGGGACUUUUCUGAUCGAUCAAAACACCAUCAUCUGCCAAGGACCUCAUUUCGAGCCAGCUGUGAAUUCAGCCAUCUGUGUUGUCUAUUUCCUGAUCUUCCUGCUUGCCAUUCCUGGGAACAUUAUAGUUGCCCUGGUGAUUGGAUAUAACUAUAGAUUCUUGUCGCCCUCUGACAUCUACCUCCUUCAUCUGGUAGUGGCAGACACCCUCUAUGCUUUGAGCAUCCCCUUCUGGGCAGUGAGCACUGUGCACGGCUGGGUGUUUGGAGAUGUCAUGUGCAAACUGGUCAGUCUGAUCCAGGAGGUCAAUUUCUACAGCAGCAUCCUGUUCCUGAUGUGCAUCAGCAUUGACCGCUACUUGGCCAUUGUUUGGGCAGUGAAAGCCCACAGAAAGAGACGGGCGCUCUGCAGCUGGAUGGUGUGCUUCUCUGUCUGGGUUCUGGGGACUGUUUUUUCCUUCCCUGUCCUCUUCAAUGACGCAUUUAAACCUGUGAACUCUGACAGAAUUGUAUGUUACGAAUACCAUAACCCAGAAAGUAUAGAUCAGUGGAAGCUUGGCACAAGGGUUCUUAGACAUGUCCUGGGCUUCCUCUUACCUCUGAUAGUAAUGCUUGUGUGUUAUGGUGUUACCAUUAGCCGACUGCUUGGGACACGCAGUUUCGAGAAGCAAAAAGCUAUGAGGGUGAUUGUGGCUGUGGUCAUUGCUUUCCUUCUGUGCUGGAUGCCCUAUCACUUAUCAGUGAUUUCAGACACCAUCAUCAGGUCUGGGCUCAUCUCGUACAGUUGUGAGACACGCAAUUCAAUUGAUCUGGCUUUAUUUUUCACCCAGAGCCUUGGUCUGCUUCACAGCUGCAUCAACCCUGUCCUCUACGCAUUCGUGGGACAGAAAUUCAGAAGGAACCUUUUAAAUCUGCUUUACAAAACGAGGGUGCUAGAACGCAGCUCUUUGUCCAGAUCCAGCAGAUCUACGUCCCAGACAUCAGAAGGAACAUCAACUUUCCUAUAAUCACAGUGGCACCCAAGAAAAUAUAAAAAAUCAUUUAAAAAAAAAUCUUUAUUUUUUAUUGUGCAGUCUAUUUCUGCAGACUGUUUAUUUUUACAUAUAGCAUUUGAUAAUUGACACCCAAUAACACUCAGUUCUCCUGCAUUGAGUUGUUGGCCUUUUAGUAUAGUGGAAUUAUUAGCAGACAUUGUGAGACUUUAUGCUGGGAGAAUACCUGGUGAUCACAACUCAGCUAAGGAUGAUCUUUGCACAUUAGGCCUUGGUUAAAUUUAUUUUAAAGUCACUGUUUGCCAACACCAUUUUGUCACUCUGCCCAUAAAUGAUUGCUGUAGGUGUGUUAUCAUGAAUACAUUUUUCCUACUAUACUAAAUACUAAUACUAAAAACAUCAGUGGGUGAUGUUAGUCUUUACUCUUUUACCUUUACUCUUAUUCUUAUUAUUACUUUUACUUAAGUCAAAGUAAAGUCAAGCCAAUAAAACUAUAGUAUUUAUUUGUUCUGACCUGUCACUCCAGUAAAGCACAAAAACCAAAUGUCUGAACCUGCUCUUCCUAUCAUACUGAGAAGUAUUACUAUCACAACAAGACAUCAUCAUUUGGUAGAAGGCUCUAGAGAUCCCAAAAUGUCCAUAAAUAUUAUUUGAUAAAUAAUUGGCGGGUCAACAUACUAAUUUUAUCCCAAUUCUUAGCAAUCUUUCAAUUAAAAAAUUAUAAAACAUUUUUUUAAAUCAAAGAACAUUUGAGCAGAAAGAAAUACAUUGACACAAAGUGCUGUGUAUAAUUAUUUCUUCAAGAACAUAAGAAAGAUGAUUAAUGAGAGGAGGCCAGUCAGCCCAAGUAUCCCUUUUGGUAGUUGGAUCACUGUAAGUGAUCCUGCUUUAUUUUUUGACUCUAUGAUUUAUUCCAGCAAAUGUACAAAUUUUAAUUUGUAAUUUUAAUCUUGCCUGCAGACUGUACAGGUGACAAAGUGGAAUGCUCCAUAAAGGUGACAUGAUGGAAUUAAUCCAUAAACAUGUGCUGAAGCGCUCAGAGCUACUGAAACCUUGAAGAAGGCUCCACAGCCGAAACGUUGUGUUUUCUCUCUUCUCUUUUCCGCAGGAAAUAAACCUAUUACUUGUUCCUUUGCAGACUACACAUGCUGACGGAGCUACCCACCUGAACCAUUUAUAUAGAUUACAUCUAAAUGUGAUAGGUAUUGGGUGACUAGAGGCAACAAAUUACAAAGAAAGUGCAAAUGUUUAAAUUAGAGUGAAAAUAUUAGAAAAUCAGCAAGGAAGAUGAACAGAAAGUAGAGCCAAGAAACCUCAGGAAAAACAAUGAAAAAACAGGCAAUUGUGUGCUUAUACCUCAAUGACAAGGACAUUAGGAGAAAAAGGAAAUGAAGCUUCUGCAUUAUAAGAUAAUUAAGAAUGUGCAAUUAUAUGUAAUUGCAAUCACAAUAUAUGUCUAAAGUACUCCCCACUCAUAACAAGAGCAACAGAAGACUACCACAUAAUUUGCCAGUGAUACUUUUAUUCCAUACUGUAUAAGUGAGAACUAAAGUGGAGGAUCAUCUACAGUACAUGAAAGAAGGAUUCUUGAGGAAUUCCAGCACAGAUUUAUAAGAAGCAGGUCUUGUGUAACUUACCUGUUAGAGUUCUUUGAAGAAGUAACAUCACUAAUGGAUAUAAACAGAGCAUAUGAUACACUAUCCUGUAAAUACAUGCAUUGAAAGUAUUGGACUAGAAAACCAGGAAUACAGAUAAAUGUUGAUCAGGGUGAUAUAAUUUAUGGAAUGUCACAAGCAAUGUUCCCUCUAAUUUUUAAUGGCCUGUGUAUGCAAAAAUUGCAAGUUGUGCAAUUUUUUUCCCAGUGACAAAAACUUGUGCGCACUAAAUUGAGUGUAUGUCAAAUUAUAAACUUAUAAAAAAAAAACUUAUAAAAUUAUAAAAGAUUUUUUUUGAGGUUAAUAUAAUCUUUCUCAUAGAAGCAUAGAGAUCCAAAAGACUGGGACACUGAUUGAACAAGCCCAGUCAUAGAGACUGAGUGUUGAGCGAGCAUGAGCAGUGAGGUGCAAGACUACGAGAGCAUACAGUAGAUAUUGCUUAUCGAGUUGCAAUAUUAAUGCACACAGCCAAGUUGAGCCUCUCGCAGCCAGUCUCAUGUGGUCAAUUUAGCCAGUCUCAUGUGGAUGGCCAUGUUUGUUUUAUUAUUAUAAUUUGUUUUGGAAUUUAGUAUUUUGUGCGCAGUUCAAUUUCCUAUGUGCGCUGAUUUAAUAACCUGGGUGCGCAUAUAAUGUUAUGAGUUGUAAAAUAAUGUUGUGAGUGGUACAUAAUGCAUUAUUUAUUGGUAAUAAACAGUUGUCUUGA